AUUAAGUUUAUAGGUUAUGUUAAAAAAAGUUAAAUUGAUAAGCAAUGUAAAGAAUUUUGGUAAAAAAGGCGCGAAUGAUAUUUAAGUACAACUAAAUCCAGUCGUGAAACCAGUCGAAGCAAAACUCAGUAAUUCUUAUGGAAAACCACAUCAGAAGACAUCACUUUUCACCACCUCAUUUUACUUGUGGAAACUCGCCUGAAACCUAUUAUUGCAAAGAUUGUAACUUCCAAACAGAACUAACCCUCAUUUUUAAACAACAUCUUCAGGAACACCAUACCAUUAAAAAAGAACCUGAUGAAGAUUUACCAAACGAGAAACACGUAAUUCAGAAGUACAUCUGUAAAAAAUGCACUUUUGUAACACACUUUGUUCUUAAAUGGCUACAACACAGCGCUUCAUGUUUAGCAGAUCAAAAACACCGUUUGAUUUUAAAACAAUACAUAAAUACCUACUGUUUGAAUGAACAGAAGAUUAAAUGGUACCAAUGUAAGCUCUGCUUAUAUAAAACCAAAUACAACUAUAUGUUAAAAGACCACAUAAAUGCGCGUCAUUUAGACGAACAAGAUGUUAAGUGGUACCAAUGUGAUCAGUGCCCAUAUAGGUCCAAACACCGUUCGAAUCUUAGCAACCACAUAAAACUACGCCAUGUAGAUGAACAAAAUAUUAAAUGGUACGAAUGCGAGGAAUGCUCAUAUAGAGCUAAAAACGGCUGGAAGUUAAGAAUUCACGUAAAUGCGCGCCAUUUAGCCGAUCAAGAUAUUAAAUGGUACCAAUGCGACAAGUGUCCCUACAAAGCCAAGCACCGUUCAAAUCUUAACAGUCAUAUAAAGCUACGCCACGUCGAUGAACAAAACAUUAAAUGGUAUGAAUGCCAGAAAUGUGCAUACAAAGCGCGGAAAAAAGAUUAUUUAAGAAGUCACGUAAAUGCCCGCCAUUUGCCUGAGCAAGAUAUUAAAUGGUACAGGUGCGACAAGUGUCCAUAUAAAGCUAAAAAGAAUUCUUAUUUAGCCAGACACGUAAGCAGGCGACAUUUGGAGGAAAAGGACAUUGAAUGGCACGAAUGCCAAAAAUGUUCAUACAAAGCUAAGUCAAAUUCGUGUUUAAAAAGACACAUGGUUUCGCGGCAUUUGGAUGACAAGGAUAUUAAGUGGUAUGAAUGCCAGAGUUGUCCAUACAAAGCUAAGGAGGAGCGGUAUUUGAAAAGCCACAUAAAUACGCACCAUUUGGAUGAAAAUAGCAUUAAAUGGUACGAGUGUAAGAAGUGUCCAUACAAAACUAAACACAAUUCCACUCUUCAUAAUCACGUGAAGUUGCACCACAUAGACGAGCAGAAUAUUAAAUGGUACGAGUGCCAGGAGUGUCCGUAUAGGGCGAAAAAUAGCUGGAAGUUAAAAAUGCACGUCAAUGUACGGCACUCAACUGGACAAGAUAUUAAAUGGUAUAGGUGUAACAAGUGUCCAUACAAAACUCUGAAUAAUUCUCAUUUAAAAAGACAUCUUAGUUCUCUGUAUUUACAUAAAAAGUGUUAAUCAAAGCCUAAAUUAUGCCACCUGUUUUAGUGUGAAUUGUACCACUCGUUAUUUGUUAAAACAAAAAAUGUACAUUUAUGUAAAUUAAAAAUGUGUACUUA
Zophobas morio is the source of this 1633-nucleotide messenger RNA. Its product is annotated as zinc finger protein 64-like. The record is from RefSeq and is a predicted model, not a curated record. Gene Ontology annotation, biological process: regulation of transcription by RNA polymerase II. Bases 138 to 1532 code for a protein of 464 amino acids. Lineage: Eukaryota; Metazoa; Arthropoda; Insecta; Coleoptera; Tenebrionidae. Gene Ontology annotation, molecular function: DNA-binding transcription factor activity, RNA polymerase II-specific; RNA polymerase II transcription regulatory region sequence-specific DNA binding. The transcript is spliced from 2 exons.